AUGCAAGCCACGACGCAACCGAGCACAUCUCAAAAUGGCGAGGAGAUCAGUGCCGAACAGUUCAACAGGCACGUUUUUUACAAAAAAUUCUUUAAAAAAUCCAUUUUUGCAGGAUAUUCCACGAGAGAAGCGUGAUAGUGCUGGAUUGUCGAUCAAAAGGCGAUCCGGUGAAGCGGGCCAACCGGUAAGUGGCGUUUUGAGCUAAGAACUGCGAAAUUCUUCGAUGUUUCACAAAAAAAAACCAAAAAUCGCUGUUUUUACCUACUUUCAUCGGAAAUGGCACAUUUUUGCCGCAAAACAAGCAGAUGCGCCUACGUAACCCCGAAAAAGCCUCUUUUUCUCAUCCGCCGCCCGUCAUAAUCGCCUUUUCACCAAUCGGGCACAGAUUCUUUUGCAGCGUCCGUCUUCCGGCUCUUUUGCAACGACGUCUCCUCGGCGGAUCGAUGAAACUCACCACCGUACCCGAAUUAAAGGAUUUGAAUGUGAGUAAUUGCCAAAACAAUGAAAAAUCUGUGAAAACUGAAUUUUUGACAUGUUCGCUUUCAGAACCCGCCGGAACAGUGUCCCGAAGUGCUGGUGAUCCCGGGCGAAUCGGAGCAAGACGAGCAACUCUCGGCAGCGCUGGCCCGCACUCUCAAGGCCGGCAACUUCGGCCAUUUCGUGCUCGCGGAGCCCGUCGCCUCGCUGCUCGGCCAGUUCCCGGACCUUCGCGACGACGCCGACGAAAACUGGAACACGACUUUUCAGAUGAAUUCGAUGCCCGGACAGCAGCAGCCCACCGGAGGCGCACUCCUCAGUCUCAAGUGAGCCUUUCGCGUGAAAAAAUGAGAGAAAUUUGAAACGCGCAGUAUUUUUCAUGGUAACUUCCCGAAUUUUUGCAGCCAACUGCGACUGGAAGGCGAAGAUCAAGGCGGAAAGCAGAGAGCCGAAUUUCCGGUGAAAUUGACGAGUUUUCUGUACUUGGGCAACGCGGAGACGGCCAAAAAUCGUGAAGUUCUCGAUAAGUGAGUUUGGGUUUUGAACAACUGCACAAUUCAAUCAUGAUCAAUUCUGCAGACACUCGAUAUCGCACGUGAUCAACGUGACGUCGAAUCUGCCGAACGCGUUCGAGGAGGAUCCGAACAUGAGAUAUUUGCGGAUUUCGGUCGAUGACAACGCCUCGCACAAUCUCACCAAGUUCUUCCCCGGUACUCGGCCCCCUUCCAGCCCUUUUUCCCAGAAUUUCAGCCUUUCAGAAGCGAUAUCGUUCAUCGAAGAGGCCCGUCGCAACGAAUCCGCGUGUCUGGUGCACUGUUUGGCCGGCAUCUCGAGAAGUGUGACUAUUUGUUUGGCCUACCUCAUGAAGACCGAAAUGUACGCGUUUUCUAGUGUAAACUAACUAAAAAUUUGACAUUUGCUAUAUUUUCGACUUGGCGAUGUUUUUCUUGCAAUUUUCAGUUCUGGGCAAAAGGUCGGCCCAGGAUUUUCGAAGGAUUUUUGAGGCCUGGACUUCUGACCCGCUUUGCAAUCCGAUCGGGCUGAAACUUUGCAGGCUUCUUGGAAUUGGAUUGAAAUGAUUUGGCUCUGAGUUUCAGACCGAUCCGAUUAUCUGUACCCGAGAUAAGUGAAUCAGAGGCCGAAAAGGCCGUCUGAAACUCGGACCCAAAAUACUUCAAUCCAAGUCCACGAUACCUGCAAAUCUUAGGCUCGAUUACAAGUGGGCCAAAAGUUCAGACCUCAAAAAGCCUUGAAGAUGUUACUUCUUCCGAAUUUAUCGGAUUGAAACUGACUGAAAGACUAGAAUUUUUCAAAAACACUAUCAUUCUGCAGGUGCACACUGGAUUCCGCGUACGAAUGGGUCCAAAAACGGAACGCGAGCAUUGCUCCGAACUUUCAUUUCAUGGGGCAACUCACGGAUUACGAGAAGAUGCUCGGACUGAACAGCAAUCGCGUUGGAGUUCGUUUUUUUAAAUUUCUGUUUUUGAAGCGAAACUCUGAAGUUGUUUCACUGAAGAACAUGCUUUUGUUAUAUUUCUCCUCAUUCUUUCUAAUUUUUCUAGGCGACGGUUCCACGACAAAGCGCCGCGUUUUGAAUAUGUUUCUCUCAGUUUUCUAUUAUCGGUUAGUUAUUUUUGGUUAUUAUUAUAACUAGCUAAAAGCUUUUGUUCGUGGUGACCGUGGCGUCUAGAAAGUAAUAAGGAAACGCAGAAAGAUGCAAUGGUUACAAUUAGAAAAGGGUUAACCAAACGGCAUGGGACGGGGGUGGUCCCGUCUCUCAAACGAAGUGUUGCACGGAAAGGGAACCAUUUAAUUUUCCUGUCUUCGACCCGUCUCGUGGUUUCUCUCGCACGCGUCCCAACUGUUUGGAUACCUGAAAACCCUAAUAUUAUUGCGGCGUGGUGUUUACGCACCACCGUUGUCAACCGUAACCCUCCGUCUCGCAAAAUGGCCGAUUUGGCUGGAAGAUCGAGUUUAGUACCGAUUUGGCUUAUCUUUGACAACGGUGGUCUGCAAACACCACGCCGCUCGUUCUACUAUUCGAAGAAAUUGCAAUUGUUCACCGAAAUGCUUGUCAUCAUGCUCAAUUUUGCAGACGUACCCCUCGUCGGCGCCCCGUUCCCCGUCGUGUGCAAUCGAAGCGGCGGCGGCGUCAGUGCAUCACGUGGGCGGUCUGCUCACUCCGCCGCCGACCAGUUGCUCCGCAUCGCCCCAAUCAAGCAAUCACUCGGCAAAGUCAUUUCACUGA
Messenger RNA from Caenorhabditis sp. 36 PRJEB53466, 2725 nucleotides. NCBI's taxonomy places the organism in Eukaryota, Metazoa, Nematoda, Chromadorea, Rhabditida, Rhabditidae. The record is from the annotation of a GenBank genome assembly.